AGGAAGAAGGAAAGCCCAGUGUGGUAGGUUGGAGAAUGGCCUUACCAAACCGCUCCUCCUUCUCGAUCGCCCCCACCAACCAUUAAAUCCCAUUUCCCACAGCUUGGUCGCAGGAUAGGCUUCCUCUAUUAUCUCAACUCUAAUCUCUUCUUCUUCUCUUCUUCUUCUUCUUCUUCUUCUUCUGCUUCUUCUUCGCAUUGAAUUGGAGUCCAAUUUAGGGCACAAUUUCCGUCCAGUCGUUGUGCUCCAUGUCGACCAUGGCGGUUGCCUUGCUGUCCACCAACCCUAGCGCCACGCCAAACCGCAGAUCUGCACUCCUUUUGCUUCCUCGACGCCUUACCCCCGCAGCGGGAUUCAUCCAUCGCGCCGCUGCGUCCGCCUCCUUCCCCGGCGCCAGGCGUGCCGAUUGGCAAGCCUCCUUCUCCAUCUUAUCGAGCCAGGCCGCCGCUGCCGGAGGCGGAGCCGCCUUGCCAGGCUCCUCCUCCGAGAAGUCCACUAAUGAUUCGGGAGAUCUCUCCGCCGCCGAGCCUGAGCACGGCGACUCCGCUAAACGGUCCGUCCCUGAGCCCCCCGUCAACGGCACGAUGGCAGGCGUGAAGUCGCUGGUGAGUUCCGCAGCUGCAGGCGGGGCGGAUCUGGCCCCGAUCCCCAACCUCCCGCGGCCGCUGAGCAUCGGGGACCUGUCCCCGGCCCCGAUGCACGGGUCGCGGCUCCGCGUCGCGUACCAGGGCGUCCCGGGGGCGUACAGCGAGGCUGCGGCCGGGAAGGCGUACCCUAACUGCGAGCCGAUCCCCUGCGACCAGUUCGAGGUGGCUUUCCAGGCGGUGGAGCUGUGGAUUGCGGACCGGGCGGUGCUGCCGGUUGAGAACUCGCUGGGGGGCAGCAUCCACCGCAACUACGAUCUCCUCCUCCGGCACCGUCUCCACAUCGUGGGCGAGGUGCAGCUGCCGGUGCACCACUGCCUGCUGGCGCUUCCGGGGGUGCGGAAGGAGUACCUGACCCGGGUGAUGAGCCACCCGCAGGCGCUGGCCCAGUGCGAGCUCACCCUCACCCGUCUCGGCCUCAACGUCACGCGCGAGUCCUUCGACGACACGGCCGGCGCCGCCGAGUACAUCGCCAACAACGGCCUGCGCGACACGGCGGCCAUCGCUUCGGCGCGGGCGGCGGAGCUGUACGGGCUGCAGGUGCUGGCGGACGGGAUCCAGGACGACAGCGGCAACGUGACGCGGUUCGUGAUGCUGGCGCGGGAGCCCAUCAUCCCCCGCACCGAUCGCCCCUUCAAGACCAGCAUCGUCUUCGCCCACGACCGCGAGGGCACCUCCGUCCUCUUCAAGGUCCUCUCAGCCUUCGCCUUCCGCGACAUCAGCCUCACCAAGAUCGAGAGCCGCCCCCACCGUCACCGCCCCAUCCGCCUCGUCGACGACGCCAACGUCGGCACCGCCAAGCACUUCGAGUACAUGUUCCACGUCGAUUUCCAGGCGUCGAUGGCGGAGACCCGCGCCCAGAACGCACUGGCCGAGAUCCAGGAGUUCACCUCCUUCCUCCGCGUCCUCGGCAGCUACCCCAUGGACAUGACUCCUUGGUCUACUUCGACGCCGCCGCCGCCACCCCCUUCUGCUCCCUCAUCGUGAGCGAUCUACCAAUAUCAAUCCUGUCCGUUGCUGGUGUGUUCGGCAAUUUUAAUAUUCAUAGUUUGAUGUGGUUAUUGGAACAAAGGUAAUACUGUUCAUCGGGCGUACUCACAGUCCAUCUCUGAAUAAAUUAGGUAAAGAGAAAUAAAUUAUGAGAUGAAUUUAUAAGUCGAUUCUCAAAUAAUUAGAGAAAUUAAACUCUAUUCUAUGUAAUUAAAUUUAUCAUUCUCUAAUUAAUUAGACACGGUGUGAAAAUAUAA
This is a messenger RNA of Zingiber officinale, 1891 nucleotides long. Its product is annotated as arogenate dehydratase/prephenate dehydratase 6, chloroplastic-like. Gene Ontology annotation, biological process: L-phenylalanine biosynthetic process. Gene Ontology annotation, cellular component: cytoplasm; chloroplast. NCBI's taxonomy places the organism in Eukaryota, Viridiplantae, Streptophyta, Magnoliopsida, Zingiberales, Zingiberaceae. Gene Ontology annotation, molecular function: prephenate dehydratase activity; arogenate dehydratase activity. The transcript has a single exon. The record is from RefSeq and is a predicted model, not a curated record. The coding region runs from base 249 to 1631 and encodes 460 amino acids.